CCUUGCUUACGGAAAUAUGGCGGCCUCAUCGAAGACUAUUCGACCGAAGUUUAUUGCUCAUAUUAUAUCGAAAAAGCAAUGAAUACGUAUAGAAACCAGGGAGAUAACAACAACAAAGUUGUUAAUUGCACAUGUUGAAAAGGAGCUGGGAAAACGCCCUGGCAACACACUGGCUGGCAUAAAAAGUUUGGAGUUUGCGCAAGUGCCUGGGUCGGAGUGUACAGACAGUACGGGAGAGAAACUCGGCGCAGAACGGAAAGAGUGGACACGGAAGUUUGAAGUCAAUUGAAUACCAAAGGGUCGGGUGGGCAUUGCGCUAAAUCUUUAUUCAUGUUGUGAAUACUGAAUCAAUCAAGAGAAAAAAAAGUACUCAGUAAGAAGCUAUCACUGGUUAUUAUCAAUUUAGUUGUCUAACUAACCAACUGUUGACUCUUUGGAUGUGCAUUUACAGGGUAUUGCGCUGCAUACCACCUCCACAACCAACAGCAUAUAGGCAGCAAAGCUAGCCCUUCCGUUGGCUUUAGUUCGUAGUAUUCCAACAAAGUGUCUCAUAACCACUUCUGCGUAUUUAUAGUUACUAAAUAAACGAUGUAGCGUUGUCAGAGAGAUUGUUAUGAUACACAGAGCAUUUAAACCUUUUAAAUUAUCUUUCUGGUAACGGCACUGGCUAUCAUCUGAGUAAUGCUAACGUUAGCCUGCUGGCUGGUUACUAGUUUUCCAUGGUUUCCAUACAUUUUAGCCAAUGCUGCUGCUAGUGUCUUUUGUCAUGCCAUAGUGUGGCCUGAAAAGAUGAAAGACCACAGAUGACAGCAAAACAUUUACUGAAUGUCCAAUAUACAACCAAUUAGGCAUGGCCAAUGAGUGGAUUGAUUGGUGCUGAACAUCAAUCUGUUUGUUAAAGGGAUCAGCCAGAAAGUAUGUUAGAUGGUAUAUAAAGUUGCUACAUUUCUAUGUGCAGUAUUGACAUGAUCAAAUCUGUUGUACAACAGUCUAGCCAGUAUUUGACUAGGCAGGUGUCUGCUGAAAUACUGUACAGGGACCACCAGAAUGGUUGUGUGUAGCAGAUAGUCAUGGUUGCUAACUAUAUGAACUGUUUUAACAAAUAUGGAACUAAGGUUUUGCAGCUCAGCUGAUAAAUGUAUUUGUUAUUCUGCCUUUUCUAUAACUUAUUUGUAAAAUUUGAUGGUAGUUUUCUCUGCUGUUCUAAGUCAUCAUACUUUUAAAUUAACCAUGAUAUGGACCACAAAAGCAGUUUAGGGCCUACAUUCUAUUACUUCAUUCUGGAUGAACAAUGUUCAUAUGUUCAUUCAGUGAAUACAUUUAAUCAUAACUAGGCCUUGGGUCUUCAUCAAAUGGUCUUCAUGAAUGUGCCUCCAGAAUCCUGCUCUGGCAAAGAAAAUAAAAAUCUGUGGCAAAUAAACCAUAAAGGGCUAUUAGGUCUGAUCUCAAUUAACACUAACAGACUCCACCAAAGUAGUCAAUGCAUGAGAAAGAGACAAGAAUUGGAGUGAGAAGAACCAGCCGACCUGUUGGUUGCUGCAUUCACCUAUUUCAUCCAAAACUCCUGGAUUGGUGUCUGCAGUGGGAUGCAGAAGUGAGCCUGUUCCACCUGCUCCACUUUCCAGUCAUCAGCACACCAGGAGAGGACAUACUGAUUAAGGAAAAUCACACCGCAAAGGCGGUUCCCGAUCUCCAUCUCCUGCCUAUCAAAUCUACCAAACCGAGGCGGUAAGAAAGCCCAGUUUGGAGACCCUGCUGUGGCCUGGCACCCUGCCCUUAUGGGGCAGCAGCCGGGGAAGUUUGUUGGGGACCAGAGGAGACCUAGUCUGCCAGCACUGCACUUCAUCAAGGGGGUGAAGAGGGAGCCACCAAGACAUGGAAACAUUCCCUGUAAUGUCUUCACUGUGCACGAAGCUCUCCAGAGACCAGACAUUGAGCCCCAGGGUCUGCCAGAAGCGGCACGCUGGAACUCCAAAGAGAAUCUUUUAGCUGGACCCAGCGAGAAUGACCCCAACCUGUUUGUUGCCCUCUAUGACUUUGUGGCCAGUGGGGAUAACACACUCAGCAUAACUAAAGGAGAGAAGCUACGAGUCCUGGGUUACAACCAUAAUGGGGAGUGGUGCGAAGCGCAGACCAAGAACGGCCAGGGCUGGGUGCCCAGUAACUACAUCACCCCGGUCAACAGUUUGGAGAAGCACAGCUGGUACCAUGGGCCCGUGUCGCGCAACGCCGCCGAGUAUCUGCUCAGCUCGGGGAUCAACGGCAGCUUCCUGGUCCGGGAGAGCGAGAGCAGCCCGGGUCAGAGGUCAAUCUCGCUGCGCUACGAGGGCCGCGUUUACCACUAUAGGAUCAACACGGCGUCUGACGGGAAGCUCUACGUGUCUUCUGAGAGUCGCUUCAACACGCUGGCCGAGCUGGUGCACCACCACUCCACGGUGGCCGACGGCCUGAUCACCACGCUCCACUACCCGGCGCCCAAACGCAACAAGCCCACCAUCUACGGCGUGUCGCCCAACUACGACAAGUGGGAGAUGGAGCGCACCGACAUCACCAUGAAGCACAAGCUGGGCGGGGGCCAGUACGGGGAGGUCUACGAGGGGGUCUGGAAGAAGUACAACCUCACCGUGGCCGUCAAGACACUCAAGGAGGACACCAUGGAGGUGGAGGAGUUCCUGAAGGAGGCCGCUGUCAUGAAGGAGAUCAAACACCCCAACCUGGUCCAGCUGCUGGGCGUGUGCACGAGGGAGCCCCCGUUCUACAUCAUCACGGAGUUCAUGACCCACGGCAACCUGCUGGACUACCUGAGGGAGUGUAACAGGGAGGAGGUCAACGCCGUGGUGCUGCUCUACAUGGCCACGCAAAUCUCCUCCGCUAUGGAGUACCUGGAGAGGAAGAACUUCAUCCACAGGGACCUGGCCGCCCGUAACUGCCUGGUGGGGGAGAACCACCUGGUGAAGGUGGCAGACUUCGGGCUGAGCAGGCUGAUGACGGGCGACACGUACACGGCGCACGCCGGAGCCAAGUUCCCCAUCAAGUGGACGGCCCCCGAAAGCCUGGCCUACAACAAGUUUUCCAUCAAGUCAGACGUCUGGGCAUUCGGAGUGUUGCUAUGGGAGAUCGCCACCUAUGGCAUGUCUCCAUACCCGGGCAUAGACCUGUCCCAGGUGUAUGAGCUCCUGGAGAAGGACUACCGCAUGGAUCGGCCCGAGGGAUGCCCAGAGAAGGUCUACCAGCUUAUGAGGGCCUGCUGGAAGUGGAACCCCGCAGAGAGGCCGUCAUUUGCUGAGACCCACCAGGCAUUUGAGACCAUGUUCCAGGAAUCCAGCAUCUCCGACGAGGUGGAGAAGGAGCUGGGCAAGAAAGGGAGGAAGGGGUUGCAGGGCCCCACCCAGCAGGCUCCACAGUUACCCACCAAGACCCGGACCCUCCGGAGAGCUGUGGACCGAGACGGAGACAACCCUGACACCGUGGAACCGGAGGUGGCCGUGUCGCCCAUGCUUCCCAGGAAGGAGCGCCCCUUCCUGGACAACAACCUGAACGAGGACGACCGCCUCCUGCCCAAAGACAAGGACAAGUCUCGCACCAGCCUCUUCAACCUCAUCAAGAAGAAGAAGAAGCUGGCGCCCACGCCGCCCAAACGCAGCAGCUCUUUCCGAGAGACGGACGUGCUCCCGGAGAGACGAGGCCUGGCGCCUGACCACAGAGACAACGACUUCAACAACGGCCCCACAGCCUUCAAUGAAACGCACAACGAUCUCAGCAAGUUUCCGGGCGCCAACAACAACGGGGCAGCCGGUAUUACCAACGGGGCCCCCACUUACCCGGGCCUCCUGUUCCCCUCUCAGCAUGCCAGGAAGAAGGGGGCGCCAGUGGUGCCCAGUGUGGCAGGGAAGAUGGCCACCACUCCGCCCAGUGAGGAGGACGUAGUGUCCAACUCCAAACGCUUUCUGCGUUCCUCGUCGGCCUCCGUCAUGCCCCCGGGCUCGGAGCGCACAGAGUGGAAGUCCGUCACGCUGCCCCGGGACCUGCACAAAGGCCACUUUGACUCUAGCACCUUUGGUAAGCCCGCCCUGCCCCGCAAGAGGGCCAAUGAGAAGCCAGAGAUCAGCACCCCUCGUAUGGAGACCCUCACCCCCCCACCCCGCCUGCCCAAGAAGUCAGAGGACCAGUCAGAUGAGGUGUUCAAGGAUGCGGAGGUGUUUAAAGAGGCAGAGAGGAGGCCUCUGGGGCAGGGACCAGACAGCUCCAAAACCAACGCUCUGCAGGCCGAGUUGCUGAAGCCAAAUGUUUUUCCUGCUCUGGGGGCAGCCGGGGACGAGUGCAGGGCCCGCCGACACAAACACAACCCGGACCAAUCCAGUGCCAGGGAGAGAGCCAAGUUCCAGAAGCCCAAGCCGGCUCCCCCUCCUCCCCCCGUCUCCAGCACCAAGACGGGCAAGGUCUCACGCAGCCCCACUCAGGAGCUGGCCUCUCCCACUGACAACAGAGCCAAGGCUUCAGAGCCAUCCAGCCCCUGUGACCCAACCCGCUCUCCCCUGGAGGGUCUCAAGAAACUCAGCACCUCCUCUAAACCGCAGCCUUCCAAGACCUCCACCUCCUCUUCCUCCUCCUCUUCCUCAAUGUCGGGCUCCACAUCCAGCCCCCUGGGCUUCUCUUCCCUCACCUCCCCAGGAGACCAGUCCUCUCCCACAGCCUUCAUCCCCCUCAUGAACACCCGCCGCUCCCUGAGGAAGACACGCGCGCCCCCGGAGCGCCAGCCCAACUCCGCCAUCACUAGGGACAUGGUCCUGGAGGGCACGGAGCUGCUGCGCACUGCCAUUGGACGCAACUCGGAGCAGACGGGUAGCCACAGCGCAGUCCUGGAGGCGGGGAAGAACCUGUCCAAGUACUGCAUGAGCUACGUGGAGUCCAUCCAGCAGAUGAGGAACAAGUUCGCCUUCCGCGAAGCCAUCAACAAGCUGGAGAGCAGCUUGCGAGAGCUGCAGAUCUGCCCGGCUGCCACCGGGGGCGCCAGCGGAGCACAACAGGACUUCAGCAAGCUGCUCUCGUCCGUCAAAGAGAUCAGUGACAUUGUUCAGAGGUAGCGGAGAAAAGGCCACCCUGACUGGGAAAUGAAGCUUAAUUAACCUCACCCCAUCCUCUCACUGCAUGAAAUGGUCCACGGUUGUGUCUCCUCAGUCGUGGUCAUGCUGAACUCACAUUGAGGUGGAAGCAGAUGUGCUACAGGACAGUUUGAGCAUAAUGAACACCUCUGAGAAGUAUACUUUAUGCAGCCUUACAGGAUGUCAGAGGACACUUUGAACACUAAACAUUGGUUACUUUGCUAAGAAUCAAAGGAACAUUGUCUGUUAAAAGCCUUUACUAUGAAUGCUAGUUCCUACCUUAACGGGAAAGUCCAUGGCCCUAUUCUACAUCACGUGCCUUCUUCAUCAAUCAUUUUCUAAAGGAUCCUGUCUUUUAGAAAGGAUCCUGUUUUUUCUUUUUAUUAUGGUAUUGUAGAAAGAAGCAUUUCCAU
This is a messenger RNA of Esox lucius (northern pike), 5515 nucleotides long. RefSeq names its product c-abl oncogene 1, non-receptor tyrosine kinase (gene abl1). The transcript is spliced from 11 exons. Gene Ontology annotation, biological process: protein phosphorylation; regulation of apoptotic process. The record is from RefSeq and is a predicted model, not a curated record. NCBI's taxonomy places the organism in Eukaryota, Metazoa, Chordata, Actinopteri, Esociformes, Esocidae. Gene Ontology annotation, molecular function: ATP binding; non-membrane spanning protein tyrosine kinase activity; protein binding. The coding region runs from base 1779 to 5084 and encodes 1101 amino acids.